AUCUAAUUAAAUAUGCCAAUAAAGUUAAAAGUCCAAGGCCAAUCGAUUUCUGUAGACGAAAGAUUUGCUUAAGUGAGCAAUUUUCUGAAAGAAGUUUGGCAGCCAAAUUCUGAUGAAGUGAAUUUAAAAAAAAUUUUAGGAAUUACCUUUGUCAGAAACUUAAGUUACCCUAAGAGCUUUUGAGACUUUGAAAAAUUAUUAUGAAUUCAAUAAUUUUAAACCUGAAAUCAUUGAUGCAAUAUGUAUUAUAUUUAUGAUUACUAUUAUAGCUAAUGACCCUAAUACAUGUUUUUUAAAUGAAUAUAAUAGAGAAUUAAUAAUGAAAUAUAGUGUAUUUGAGGGAAAUGAGUUAAAAGAAUUAUUGUAAGCAGCUAUUUACCUUUAGACUAUAGCAUUUAAGAGUAUAAUAAUUGAUUUUAUAAGAGAAUUAUGUCUAGCUAGGAUUGCUUUUGAGUUUCAUAUUGAAAAAUAAGAGCCAAAUAAAUCAUUUAAUGAAUUAAAAAAGAAAUUUAAUAUGAGCAAUUCAGCCCUUACUUUAGGAGAUGUUGAAAGAUUUAAAUAAGAAUAUCCAACAAUAAUAAAUAAAUAUAAUUGAUUAAUAUAAAGGAAC
This is a messenger RNA of Paramecium sonneborni, 610 nucleotides long. Lineage: Eukaryota; Ciliophora; Oligohymenophorea; Peniculida; Parameciidae. The record is from the annotation of a GenBank genome assembly.